GAGGGUCGUGAGCAAAGCGAGUUCGAAUCCAUUGCAAAUGCUCAGACAUCGGGGCCGUAAAGCUACAUUGCAUGCUACGAACAAAGCGAACGUCCUUGCUAACUAGCCACAGACGAUAAACGCAAAUUUGCUGUACAUAUAGAAGUAACAAUACCCAGUAUUAUUGGAGUUAGAUAUUCGCGUUAAGUGGGUGUUCGGUUCCUGACUAUGUCAACAGCCGACGAUUCACGUUACUACAACGGUACGUUGAGGUUAGCUAGCUAACGUUAGCUGUUUAGCUAGUUGCUAGCUAUCUAGCUAACGUUAACGAAAGUAGCUAACCAGCUACCUGUAAACAACAAUGCUCUUCCUUGUCAGCGAUUUUUCUUUCGUAAUACGAAAUGUGUUCUGAAUUGGAUAACUAGGGGUUGACACUAUUUAUAAAUUACUUAACUUGUCAGCUUAAUAGGUAGCUAACAAGUUAGUUACAUAAAGAAGUUAGCGAGCUAGCAAUAGAAAGUAGAUAGCUAGCUGUGGUUUAACUUUAGAAGCUAGUUAACUAGCACGUUUAUUGGUAACGUUAGCACAUUGUUUUACUCUGGACCCAUGGCGCGCAUGCUAGUACAUUUACUAUGACAACACAUCUAACUGGCUAGUUGGCUAACAUUACCACCUAUUGCUAUUGUGUUAUAGACGUAGGUAACUAAUUACUGUACCCUACAUCAACGUUGAGUAAUUUCGUAGCUAGCUCUCUAGUUACAUCACAGCAUUGAAAGUUGGCUGAAAACGUGUCUGCGUAUUACAGCGAGAAUGGAUUAUCUGGGCGAUUCCACGCCAGGAAGGGCCGAAAAUAAAUAAUAAAUACAUAACCUGAGGGAUAGGGCUGGAGAAAUGUAACGACUCUCAAAUUCAUAAACAGAAAUAACGAAUGAUCAUCCAUGAUAUCAAAUUGAUAGUUUUAACCAUGUUUUGAGGCUAUAUAGGGUUUGUUUACAUUGACCUUGUUUACAUUGGAGUGAAACGAUCUUAUUUUGGAUUAUGAUGGGCUACAACAGUUACCUUUAAUAAAACACAAUUUCUCACCACCAUGCUAGAGUGGCUAAUGAUACAGUACUUCCUGAUGUUGCGCACUAUGUUCAGCCAGGGGUAAUGGUGGUGGAAAAGUGUGUUUUAUUAACCCUUUACACUCGUGGGAAUUGGCCUAUAUGGAUAGGGCUAAAUUGAAAUGUUUCUUACAGAAGAAAUAUGAAAAUGCAUAACCAUGGUAGCAAUUGAAAGGGAACGGUUUGGAGAUUAUGGGAAAAUUAUUAGACCAAAGGUGAGGACACAACAGUUCACCUGACACGACUGAAUCCAAACAUUACACUGUUGAUUUUAUGUGCAUUUUACAUUUACUGUACUUUUUGCCGUGUUUGUUGAUGAAUAAAUCUGAAAAUACUCUGGAUACAUUCAGUAACAUGAUAAGAAGGUGAAUGCACCAAUUUGUAAGUCGCUCUGGAUAAGAGCAUCUACUAAAUGACGUAAAUGUAAAUGUAAGAAUAUUCCUGGAAAAUGUGGGAUAGUUGCAACAAAAGGCAACAAAGUGACAAGGGUUUGAGUGAGAGGACUAACUGGUGUCUCCAAGUGCCCACACACCUCCAGUGUGCACAGUUCCUAAGUCAUUUCAAUGCACUUUUAUGGCUCAAAGAAUAGUCUUCAACUAGAAUGUUUUUUUUUUUUUUAGCUUUCCUAGCUGUGCUGUUGAGGAACUAGAGCAAGCACACUUGUAGUUUUGUUUACAGCACAACUCUGCAUCCCUGCCAUCACACAAUUACUGUUGUUUACGCAAUCCAAAAACGGUCCAUUAUAAAUCGCAAUCUGGGUCAGGUGUUGUGAAAGCUUGUUCAUUUGAAAGCUUGUUCUAUUGCCAACAUGACUAGCUAAGUUAUACAAUACGAUAUUACAGUGUUAGGCUUUCACAACGAGGUGCUCAAGUUCAGAACGGCUGUCAGUCAAAACCAUACAGCGCUGUGAAGUGCAGAGCUCUGACGUCAUGUAUAGCAUGUUAUCAUACAGCCACUGCGUUCCAAUUUAGGUGUUUAUCAGUGCCCAAAUCUGCCAUUUUCAACUUGUAUAUGGGUACGAGUGUAAAGGGCUACGACAGUACGCAUAUUUCCCCCGUUUUUUUAGGCCGGCGGGCCAUUAAAUCAAGGAAACGGACGCCUUUGCAGCCUGCUUUAUAAUUUGUUAUGUACAAACCCGUCGCUGGGCGACGUGAGUGUAUUACCGGCUGUGCAGAUUAGGGUAAACGUAUCCAUUAAGCCCACGUACCCAUUACGCCCAGUUCCAUCUUUGAAUUACAAUAAAAAACAAAAAAUGUUCUGUUGUUUGUUUCAACCGAUUCAACUGGUUGUUAUGUCCAUACAUUUUGAUUCUAAGCUAAUCAGAUGUUUUAUUAAGUUAUUGAUCGUUUUUUGUAAAUUCCCACUAGUGGCCAAUUUCAAAGCUGCAAAAAACCUUGGUGUUGAGGCGACCCUCAAACACAUUUUUCAGAUUUUUUGUACCUUCUCAGAUAAGUGAGCAUACUUUAUGUAAAAUUAAGAAAUUAAUUUGCUGAUAUAUGCACAUGAUGGCAUAUUUCAUGGACAUUAAUUACUAUCUCUUGCCAAUUGAAAAUAUGGGUUUUUCAUGCUAUCAAUCGUGUGUGGCUGCAUGUCACAGUCACACAGUAGCAACAUACCUUGGUGAACUACAACAAGGUAAUAGAUUUCAGGCAUUCACAGCUUACAUUUCUUAAUGCAUUUUAUGUUAUUUUACUGUUAAAUUAACCUUGCAUUGUUAAACAUAAAUGCAAUUUUUGUAAAUUUGACAUUUAUCUCAGGUGGGUUUAAAGGGUACAGUAGCACAAAAAGCACUCCUAUACAGAAUGUAAAUGACAAAUAAAUAUUGUUCAAUAUGAUCAAUACUAACUUUGCAUAAUAUUGUAGUCUAUAGUGUAUGUUUAUACCCCAAACCAUUGUUUUCCAAAUAUUUAAUGAGUAGACUUUGCUAUUCUGCUAUUUCUUGGGGGACUAUCUGUUGAUCCAUGUAGUUAAUAUGUUAUUCAAUGCAGUUGUAUGGGCUAAUAGCAGUAAGGCCAAAUACAGUACCAGACAAAAGUUUGGACCUACUCAAUCCAGGAUUUUUCUUUAUUUUUACUAUUUUCUACAUUGUAGAAUAAUAGUGAAGACAUCAAAACUAUGAAAUAACACAUGUGGAAUCAUGUAGUAAGCAAAAAAGUGUUAAACAAAUCAAAAUACAGUGAGGGAAAAAAGUAUUUGAUCCCCUGCUGAUUUUGUACGUUUGCCCACUGACAAAGACAUGAUCAGUCUAUAAUUUGAAUGGUAGGUUUAUUUGAACAGUGAGAGACAGAAUAACAACAAAAUAAUCCAGAAAAACGCAUGUCAAAAAUGUUAUAAAUUGAUUUGCAUUUUAAUGAGGGAAAUAAGUAUUUGACCCCUCUGCAAAACAUGACUUAGUACUUGGUGGCAAAACCCUUGUUGGCAAUCACAGAGGUCAGACGUUUCUUGUAGUUGGCCACCAGGUUUGCACACAUCUCAGGAGGGAUUUUUUCCCACUCCUCUUUGCAGAUCUUCUCCAAGUCAUUAAGGUUUCAAGGCUGACGUUUGGCAACUUGAACCUUCAGCUCCCUCCACAGAUUUUCUAUGGGAUUAAGAAUAGAAUAUGCCAUUUAGCAGACGCUUUUAUCCAAAGCGACUUACAGUCGUGCGUGCAUACAUAGGUCUGGAGACUGGCUAGGCCACUCCAGGACCUUAAUGUGCUUCUUCUUGAGCCACUCCUUUGUUGCCUUGGCCGUGUGUUUUGGGUCAUUGUCAUGCUGGAAUACCCAUCCACAACCCAUUUUCAAUGCCCUGGCUGAGGGAAGGAGGUUCUCACCCAAGAUUUGACGGUACAUGGCCCCGUCCAUCGUCCCUUUGAUGCAGUGAAGUUGUCCUGUCCCCUUAGCAGAAAAACACCCCCAAAGCAUAAUGUUUCCACCUCCAUUUGUGACGUGGGGAUGGUGUUCUUGGGGUCAUAGGCAGCAUUCCUCCUCCUCCAAACACGGCGAGUUGAGUUGAUGCCAAAGAGCUCGAUUUUGGUCUCAUCUGACCACAACACUUUCACCCAGUUCUCCUCUGAAUCAUUCAGAUGUUCAUUGGCAAACUUCAGACGGGCAUGUAUAUGUGCUUUCUUGAGCAGGGGGACCUUGCGGGCGCUGCAGGAUUUCAGUCCUUCACGGUGUAGUGUGUUACCAAUUGUUUUCUUGGUGACUAUGGUCCCAGCUGCCUUGAGAUCAUUGACAAGAUCCUCCCGUGUAGUUCUGGACUGAUUCCUCACCAUUCUCAUGAUCAUUGCAACUCCACGAGGUGAGAUCUUGCAUGGAGCCCCAGGCCGAUGGAGAUUGACAGUUCUUUUGUGUAUCUUCCAUUUGCGAAUAAUCGCACCAACUGUUGUCACCUUCUCACCAAGCUGCUUGGCGAUGGUCUUGUAGCCCAUUCCAGCCUUGUGUAGGUCUACAGUCUUGUCCCUGACAUCCUUGGAGAGCUCUUUGGUCUUGGCCAUAGUGGAGAGUUUGGAAUCUGAUUGAUUGAUUGCUUCUGUGGACAGGUGUCUUUUAUACAGGUAACAAACUGAGAUUAUGAGCACUCCCUUUAAGAGUGUGCUCCAAAUCUCAGCUCGUUACCUGUAUAAAAGACACCUGGGAGCCAGAAAUCUUUCUGAUUGAGAGGGGGUCAAAUACUUAUUUCCCUCAUUAAAAUGCAAAUCAAUUUAUAACAUUUUUGACAUGCGUUUUUCUGGCUUUUAUUGUUGUUAUUCUGUCUCUCACUGUUCAAAUAAACCUACCAUUAAAAUUAUAGACUGAUCAUUUCUUUGUCAGUGGGCAAACAUUCAAAAUCAGCAGGGGAUCAAAUACUUUUUUCAAAUACUGUAUCUUUUAUAUUUGAGAUUCUUCAAAGUAGCCACCCUUUGCUUUGAUGACAGCUUUGUACACUCUUGGCAUUCUUUCAACCAGCUUCAUGAGGUAGUCACCUGGAAUGCAUUUCAAUUAACAGGUGUGCCUUGUUAAAAGUUAAUUUGUGGAAUUUCUUUCCUUCUUAAUGUGUUUGAGCCAAUCAGUUGUGUUGUGACAUGGUAGGGUUGGUAUACAGAAGACAACCCUAUUUGGUAAAAGACCAAGUCCAUAUUAUGUCAAGAACAGCUCAAAUUAGCAAAGAGAAACGACAGUCCAUCAUUACUUUAAGACAUGAAGGUCAGUCAAUAUGGAAAAUGUCAAGAACUUUGAAAGUUUCUUCAAGUGCAGUCGCAAAAACCAUCAAGCGCUAUGAUGAAACUGGCUCUCAUGAGGACCGCAAAAGAUCUACAAAGAAACCACUACUAAAAGGACACCAAUAAGAAGAAGAGACUUGCUUGGGCCAAGAAACACGAGCAUGGGUCUGAUGAUAUUUGCCAAUUGAUUUCUGCUGCCGGAGCGGCAUCUGUUAAUGGGAAAGCUGUUUUGACUUUGUGGCUGUGUUAUCUAGUGGAAAUUGGGUCAAGCGGCCAAAAAUACAAAAAUAUAAACGCAACAUGUAAAGUGUUGGUCCCAUGUUUCAUGAGCUGAAAUAAAAGAUCCCCAAAAUAUUCCAUACACACAAAAAACGUAUUUCUCUCAAAUGUUGUGCACAAAUUUGUUUACAUCCCUGUUAGUGAUCAUUUCUCCUUUGCCAAGAAAAUACAUCCACCUGACAAGUGUGGCAUAUCAAGAAGCUGAUUAAACAGCAUGAUCAUUACACAGGUGCACCUUGUGCUGGGGACAAUAAAAGGCCACUCUAAAAUGUGCAGUUUUGUCACACAACACAAAGCCACAGAUGUUUCAAGUUUUGAGGGAGUGUGCAAUUGGCAUGCUGACUGCAGGAAUGUCCAACAGAGCUGAUGCCAGAGAAUUCAAUGUUCAUUUCUCUACCAUAAGCCGCCUCCAACGUCAUUUUAGAGAAUUUGGCAGUACGUCAACUGGCCACACAACCGCAGACCACGUGCUACCACGCCAGCCCGUGACCUCCACAUCCGGCUUCUUCACCUGCGGGAUCAUAUGAGACCAGCCACCCAGACAGCUGAUGAAACUAAGGAGUAUUUCUGUCUGUAAUAAAGCCCUUUUGUGUGUAAAACUCAUUCUGAUUGGCUGGGCCUGGCUCCACAGUGGGUGGGCCUAUGCCCUCCCAGGACCGCCCAUGGCCAGUCAUGUGAAAUCCAUAGAUUGACUGAUUUCCUUAUGAACUGUAACUCAGUAAAAUCAUUGAAAUUGUUGCGUGUUACGUUUAUAUUUUUGUUCAGUAUAGAAAUCGCUCUGUAAUUUCCUGGUUGCUAAAAUUCAGUUUGUGAGAGAAAAAAAACAGCCUAGUGCUGUUGCAAUUCACCUAGCUUCCACAUAGGGGAUACAUUCUCUGUGUAGCACCUUUUAACAAUAUGUCUAAAAAUAAGCAAAAUCCAAAAGGUACUUUUGAGAUAUUAAUAUUUUUUAUGUUGAAUACAUUUGUGACAAUGUAUUUCAUAAUCUAUAUAUACUCCAUAUUUUAGAGCACACUAUAAGGACUAUAGUGACACCACGAUGUUGUCUGUAUCAUGUAUGGAUCAUAGGCUCCCUAGUGGCGCAGUGGUCUAAGGCACUGCAUCUCAGUGCUUGAGGCGUCACUACAGACCCCUGGUUCGAUUCCAGGCUGUAUCACAACCGGCCGUGAUUGGGAGUCCCAUAGGGUGGCGCACAAAUGGCCCAGCGUCGCCCGGGUUUGGCCGGUGUAGGCCGUCAUUGUAAAUAAUAAUUUGUUCUUAACUGACUUGCCUAGUUAAAUAAAGGUUAAAAAAAAAACAGGAGGCCUAAAAUGACCACUUUCUUCAUGAUUUUCUCAAAUUGUUUUUUGAUACAAAUGUAAAAAGCAUAUCAAACAUCCUUCCUCCCAAUGAGGUUUCUAUGUGAGAAAUGCCAGAACAAUUCGAGAUACCCAAAAUAUUUUCGGCCCUUCCUGGUGUGGAAUCGCCCAGCUAGCGCUCCUUCCAAACAUGCAUGAUAUCAAAUGAAGAUGACAGACCAGAUCUGGGCCAUUACUAGGCUAAUAACUGCUGUAGCUUGGUUGAAUUCCUUUUUCUGUGAACUCAAAGCUCACUAUAGUGACUCUUUGUCCAUCAGAUCACGAUGACAGAGUUGGAGGACAAAAGGUUCGCAACCGCAAAGGCAGGGGACCUUUCAGGGCCCCUAUGUAUAGUGACCAAGGGCCAGUAGGUCUAGGGCCAAGACCAAGACAUCGUGGUAGCCAAAGAGGCGGCGGCGGCCCGGGACCCAGAGCGAGAUUUGACGAUGAAGAUGGCGACGUGGCAAUGACAGACAGCAACUCCCAAGAUGGAUCCUCUCAACACAGAUUGUGAGUUUGUCAUGCUGAAGAGGGAGAGUAUUUCACUGAACAUGUUUAUAGGUUUGAUCUAUGAAGUUAUCCUGUAAACCUCCUCAUGGUUUUUGCCCUGCCAGUAACCCUUAUGGAAGGCCAAGUCGCCGUGGUGACGACCGCUUUGACCGGGGCCGCAGAGGUGGUGGAGGAGGAGGUCACAGGGGUCGUGGGAAUAACAAAGGAGGGGAUGGAGUUGGAGGUGGCCGCAAGAACUGGUUCAAGAUGUCUGUGAGUCCACGUUGUAAAAUAAUUGGGUGGCUUUACAGAUCUACUAAGCUGUCAUUGAUUGCAUUGUACUUAGUCAAUGCUAAAUUGUGACUCUUACAGGUCCCCUAUGGAAAGAAAUACGACAAAGACUGGCUGAUAACGGCACUGCAGAAUAUCUGCUCCAUGCCCUUCACCCCAGUACAUGUAAGUGACUGCUGCCUAGUGGCUUUUUUUGUUAGUCAAGCUAGUCCAGAAAUAGACUGAGCAGUGUUUCCCCAUUAUGCAUUUAGCAGUGGUGACGCUAAAAUAUAUGUUUUAUUUACCUCUGCCACCACUGCUGAAAUAAAUCCUAGGGGAAACACUGGACUUUGUUCUCUUGUCCCCUGAAAUAGCUUCAUUUGAUUGGCAUUCUCUUUUUUCACCUCUGUUUUCCAAAGUACCACGUAGAGGGAAACCGAGCAGAGUUCUUUAUUGAUGAUUCCACCACUGCGAAUGCCUUGUUUAAGGUAUCACGGAAGAUCACAGACAAAGAGGGCUACAAGGUACUAUUUUUUCUCUCUCCACAAAACAGACCUUAGGUGGUUUUAUCAAAUGGUGUUAAGCGGGAUAUUUCUGGCAGACUGGGCACCAGACAUUAACACAUUAAUAACGCCAGCAGAAGUUUUCGAUUAAGCAACAAGGCUGGCGCCAGAGUUAAUAGUUUGAUGAUGGCAGUCAAUAUGGAUCGGACCGUCAAUAGGACCUUGAGAAGGGGUCACGGUAAGGCUGUGGUUAAUGAUUAGGGCUUCAGAAAGGGCUUUCAAUAGGAAUUCAAGGACAUAACCAUUUCCCCCUGGGGAUAGUUAUUAGAAAACAUGCCAUUCACUCCUCCAACCUCCAUCUUGUCCAGGUGACGGUACUGAUGAAUCCCUGUCCUCCACCCUCCUUUCUUCAGUCUGAACUAAAGCCAGCUGAUCUGGAGCACCUGAAGGUAAGACAAGGAGACCGGCUCUUAACGAAUAGGAGGAGGAGUGAUCGUUUUAAUAACAUUAUUGUAUUGGUAUCUGAGCCAUCAGCAAGGUUAUUACUUUUUAUUUCCUUCAACUCUACUUAGUAAUUGCUCCUAUUCUUUCAAGUACCCGCUAAUGAUAAUAGUGCAACAUUCAUUAUUUAGUUUCAUGUAUAGAGAGGUGUAUGGACUGAAUCCGUAAAACUGUUUUUCCCUCAUUAGCAAUGCAUGGCUAAACGUUUUGAUGUCUCUCAACAAGCCCUGGACUUGAACAACAUCCGGAUAGACCCAGGUACACGGCAAGAGCAGUUAGUCACAUCAGACGUUUUUCAAUGUUGUAUUUGCAUUAUAUGACAUGUAUUCUGGUAGUGCCGUCCAACACUCCUAUGCUUCCCUGAUUUUCACAGACCUGGUAUCGCAGAACAUUGAUGUGACUUUGAACAGAAAGAACUCCAUGCGUGCUGUUAUUAAGAUCAUUGAGGAGAACAUUCCAGAGGUAUGGAUGUGGUCCUUCCUUGUAGCUGAAUAAUGAUAGAAUAUGGAUGCCUUCUUCCCCACUGAUCCCUUCUCAUUUGCUUCCACAGCUUGUUUGUCUGAACCUCAGCAACAACAAGCUGUUUAGGCUGGAUGACCUGUCGGAGCUGGUCAACAAGGUUCCCAACCUGAAAACACUCAACCUUUCUCAUAACGAGGUGAGGAGACUGGGUCUGGUUGUGGCACAAUGGGACCUAACCCCAGCACUGACCUUUACUGGGACUGCACAGUCUCCUCUUACUUUUCAGUUAUCCACAUAAUGAAUUUAGUCAAUUGACUGGGACAAGGAGUUUUCUCUCUGUGUCCCAUCUUGAGAGUAACACCUGGCUGUUUUAUUGGAUUUUCAUUCCAGUUAAAGACAGAGCGGGAGCUGGACAGGAUCAAGGGUCUUAAACUGGUGGAGUUAUGGCUGGAGAGGAACCCCCUUUGCGACUAUUUCAAGGACCAGGCUUCUUACAUCAGGUCAGUCUGUGCUCAGGAUGGCUGGGUGGGUAAUGGUAGGCUGUUGACAGUGUGUCGUGAGAUGGAUGGCUGGGUGGGUAAUGGUAGGCUGUUGACAGUGUGUCGUGAGAUGGAUGGCUGGGUGGGUAAUGGUAGGCUGUUGACAGUGUGUCGUGAGAUGGAUGGCUGGGUGGGUAAUGGUAGGCUGUUGACGGUGUAUUGUGAGAUAGAUGGGAGGGGGGAUAGUUUAGCAUUCUAUUCCCUGUAUUUCAGGGGGGAACUUGAAUGUAUUCAGAAAACUCCUACUCUGUGGGACAUCACGUUAUUUAUGGAUUAUAUGAGCCGGGAAGGACAUGUUUGGUCUGGUACUACUGAAUAGUAACACAACGCUCAACUUGGAAGGAUCCGGAAUUGACUUGUUGAUCACCAUGCUAUCAGAGAGUCACUGAGCCCUCCCACAUUACUACAAUAACAUAGGUGGUGAAUAAGUUAAGACUUGACAUGAUCGGUUCUUAGACAAGAAUGUAUUGUUCUAUGUUGAAAUCGCUCAAAUAGCCUACUCAAUGCUUGUGGGGAAGCACCUCAGUUCAAAUGUAAAGCCACAUUUAUGAUUAUUUUAAUUUAAGGUGCAUGCCAUAUGUGCCCAAGUUGACAUGAUCGAACCAUUAACCUCUUCACGCCAUAUAGUUCAACAUUAACUAGCCAACAAACACAUGGUUUUAGUUGAGGAUAAUGGCUGUGUUUAUCAUUUCAAUUAUUUCUACAUCCCUGCCCCCUUCUAGAUGCAGGUUUAACUGUCUGUCUGUGUACUGUCUUUUUUUUUUGUCUCUCUCUCUCAUCUGAUCUCACUCUUUCCCUCUCUGAAACUCUGCAGCUGAUCUUUCCCCCAUUUGUUUUCUGCAGUGAAGAUGACCCUGUGCCCCCUACAGACACCUCUGUAUUCAUUUCUUAAACAAAAUCCUGAUCAUUUAAAUGUCAAGAGCCAUUACCUCGAGCAUACAUAAAACUUGGCAUGGAUAAUACUGAACACAGCAUUGUGAUUGAGACCCAUACUUUGGGAAGAGCUUGGAUUACUAAAAUGGCAUUGUGGAAAAUAAAUCCUUUUGUAGCUCAGUUGGUAGAGCAUGGCGCUUGUAACGCCAGGGUAGUGGGUUCGAUUCCCGGGACCACCCAUAGGUAUGAUUUAUGAACGCAUGCCUGUCGCUUUGGAUAAAAGCGUCUGCUAAAUGGCAUACAUUAUAUAUAUAUAUUUAAGAUUCAUAUGGGAAAUGUGUUGGUACAUCCUCAUCCUCCCCUAUACGGGUCGUAAAAUGUGGCCAGUGAAGAGGGCUGGUUAGCCAAUGACGGGUAAGAUCCCACCUUUGAUACCGGGACAACCUAAGACAGGCACAGCCGUGCAUCUGGCCACAUCAUACCUACGUACGUACGCACAUUCAUACGUACAGUAUAUGCUGUACGAAGAAGACAUUGAAGUGAAGAAGAACACAAAGAUUUGCGCCUGGGGUUGGUUUCCAAAGAGCCAAGCAGAGUCCCCAAAUACAAGCUUUCUCAUAAUUCCCUUAAAUCUAACAUGCCUUCAAGGCUUGUUUGUGUCGCAAGUUGGUAGACACAUUGUCAGAAUGUAACAGCCGGAGAGGAGAGGCUUUGAGAAUGAGGGACACAAAGAUGGAUGUAUCGAGAGACCCUCAAUUUGUGGGAUUUCAAUAUAUGAAGUUGAUUUCCGGUUAAGGAUAUGACAUUUAACGUUUAUUCUAUGGGCAUAAAAAGUGCAGUCACCUCAGAAUGGUCACUGAUAAAGUCUAGGAGUCUUUUCCUCAGAUAUCCCUCUCAACAUGUUUCCCUAAAAAUACAAACUUUGUUUAAUAGGGCUUGGAUGCCCUAUUUGUUUAACCACCCCCAAAAUGUUAAAGUUGAAGUGGGGUCCAACAUUUAUUUAUUUUUGGUACCAAAAAUGUUUUGUAAGAUAUGCAGUAUCAUUCUUGCAUCAAUCAAUGCUAGCAACAGAGGUUGCUGUAGUGGCGCUCAGGGCCCAGCUCUCUAUCACUCUUUCUGUUUGUCUUUUUGUUUCUAUUUGUGUGUAAUUUGUGUAUUUUCUUCAUCUGAAGGGGAUGCUUUGCAUGUUCUCCUCAACUAACAUGUUUUCUAUUCCUUAAGGCUGGCUAACAUACCACACAAUCAACCUAGUGGAAUUGCAUCUUCUAUCAAAGCUUUUUGUGAACUCCUCUUUGCUGUUUUGGUUUGAUCGGGCUUGCAUGUCGUGUUCUAUGUUACCAUAAGUCUUCCCUCUUCCCUUUCUACCUGAAACCACAUGGUGUAACUUUAACCAGCCUUAAUGUAAUGGAUUAACCCCCCUGUGCAUACCCAUGAUUCAUGUCAUUCUUUCAUCUCCAACAGUCUCCAUCACAUUUUACAUUUACAUUUUAGUCAUUUAGCAGACGCUCUUAUCCAGAGCCACUUACAGUUAGUGAGUGCAUACAUUUUUCAUACUGGCCCCCCAUGGGAAUCGAACCCACAACCCUGGCGUUGCAAGCGCCAUGCUCUACCAACUGAGCUACAGGAGGCCAUCACCACCUCUACAGUCUUUAGAUUCCAUUUCACUGUCUCUUGGUCCAAUGACACGUGUGUCAGACAACUCAAACAUGCAACUUUUGACCAUAAUAUCACCCUUGUGGUCUCUACCAAGCACAUUGGUCACACCACGGGCCACUCCCAAUCACCAGGCCACUCCCCUAUGCGUGUGAAAAGCACUGAUUUGUCUCUUGUUGAUAUGGGGCGCUCACAACCAACGUUCACACCCCUACCACCCCUUCCAAGACAACGUGUGUCAGUGUGUUUCGGCGUGUAGGGGGGGACGGUGAGUAUCAUCACAAAGGGGUGAGUACAUUGCCACAGGAAAGGGGGCCGAGGCCUCCCGAGUGGCGCAGCGGUCUAAGGCACUGAUCAGUGCUAGAGGCGUCACUACAGAUCCGGGUUCGAUCCCGGGCUGUGUCGCAGCUGGCUGCGACCGGGAGACCCAUGAGGCGGCGCACAAUUGGCCCAGCGUCGUCCGGGUUGGGGAGGGUUUGGCCGGCCAGGAUGUCCUUGUCCCAUCGCGCUCUAGCGACUCCUUGUGGCGGCCGGGCGCAUGCAUGCUGACUUCGGUCGCCAGCUGUAUGGUGUUUCCUCUGACACAUUGGUGUGGCUGGCUUCCGGGUUAAGCGAGCAGUGUGUCAAGAAGCAGUGCGUCUUGGCUGGGUCGUGUUUUGGAGGACGCAUGGCUCUCGACCUUAGCCUCUCCCGAGUCCGCACGGGAGUUGCAGCGAUGGGACAAGACUGUAACUACCAAUUGGGGAGAAAAAGGGGUAAAAAUCAGGGGCUGUCGUCAUAGAUUGAUUUGUCAUUGGUUUAUCUAUAUUGUACUGUUCAUAUUAGUACAUAAGGAUGUGUCAUUGUAGCAUUGAGUAUGUCUUCACUGAUAUGCAGAGCUGACUAUUUCAUGAUCAGGCAUGGGUGUGUUCUAUCCUGAACAAUCAGUUCGAAAGUUGGAACCACCAAAAUAUAUGCAGUUAUAAUGACGAAUCAAGUCCAUGUUGGUAUUUUCUGCCAAGUUCCUCCCCUCAUUUCAGUUAACUGUCUGGACAGGGAUUAUAUCAACAUUUGGGCGGCUAUUAGAGGUCAUUGUCCAUGGGUGAGGCUGGAGUGCAUGAGCAUAUAUAUGCAUGUGUGGUUGAAUAGUGUUUAGGGGGAUGACUCCCAGAGUCUUUAUAUAUAAUCAGCACUAACUCCUGUCUCUUCUCUUCUGUGUUUUUGUGAAUGUCGGACAGCGAGGUGAGAGAGAGGUUCCCCAGGCUUCUCAAACUGGUAAGGGUUCAAUCCAACACUUUUAGGAUUUCAACAAUUGUUUGUUCAACUCGUUUUGGAUAUUAUUAUUGUAUUUGUGUAGGAUUUACAUUCUCUAACUCUCUUCACUAGGACGGUCAGGAUCUCCCCCCACCCAUAGUCUUUGAUGUGGAGGUGACUCCUGCCGCCCUUCCACCAUGCAAGGUAAUACAUACACACCAUUGGUUCUCAUUUAGGGGCUUUGCAUAUAACCAUGUGUGUCAAAACAGGAGUGUUUUAUUUGAAAUUCUCACCCUUCGACUUCUGUCACAGCCCAGCUACUUCUGCUCUGAAGAGAUCAAGACUCCCAUCGUUGGCUUCCUACAACAGUGAGUUUGCACUCAGCUCUUUUUAUGUUGAAUCCACGGACACAAAUGCAUACACAUUACUGUACAAAUACACUACACACUGUUAUAGAUGCGGUAAAGAGGUCAAUGGAACUCGACCAAAACAAUGGAAAUGUCAUGGAAACGUGUGGCGGGAACGAUGACGAAUCUCCUCAUUGCCCCCCAGCAAAAUUAUCCUACAUUUAGGCUGUUGUUUAUAUGUGUAUUUCACACUACGUUGAGGUAAACAUCAGAGUAUAAUGCUUGUAUGGAUGUCAACCCCUAUAUGUUCAUGUUCACUGCAUUACAGUUAAAAAUUACUUUGACCAUCACCAGCGAUUUCUGUAUGCUAGCUAUACUACAAGAUCAUACGAACGGAAGUUAGCAUUUAGCAGUCACUUCUAAACCUGAAAAGGGACAUCUAAAUGCUAUGCAGCGAAAACUGCAGCCAAAUAUAUCAAAAUCGUACUUUAGUAACCACAUUGUGGCCAGUGGUGUCAAGUACUUAAAUACAAAUAGUUUAAAGUACUACUUAAGUAGUUUUUUGGGGUAUCUGUACUUUACUUUACCAUUUAUAUUUUUGACUACUUUUACUUUUACUUCCUAAAGAAAAUAAUGUACUUUUUACUCCAUACAUUUUCCCUGACACCCAAAAGUACUCAUUACAUGUUGAAUGCUUAGCAGGACAGGAAAAUUGUCCAAUUCACACACUUAUCAAGAGAACACGUGGUCAUCCCUACUGCCUCUGAUCUGGCAGACUUACUAAACACAAAUGCAUCGUUUGUAAAUUAUGAGUGUUGCAGUGUUCCCCUGGCUAUCUGUAAAUUUGUAAAACAAGAAAAUGGUGCCGUCUGCUUUGCUUAAUAAAAGGAAUUUGAAAUGAUUUAUACUUUUGAUACUUAAGUAUAUUUAGAACCAAAUACUUUUAGACUUUUACUCAAGUAGUAUUUUACUGGGUGACUUUCACUUUUACUUGAGUAUAUUUCUAUUAAGGUAUCUAUACUUUUACUCAAGUAUGACAAUUGGGUACUUUUUCCACCAUUGUGGGCCUGUUACAAUGCAUCAAUCAUGAGGGAUUUGACCAAUAUCCACUUUGUUAGAACAGAUGUGUUGAAUGUGCUCCAAUCUGGCGUCCUUCUGUCCUCCGCGGUCUGCGUUCCAUUGGCCUCUUUACCGCAUGUAUGCAGAGCAAAUCUCAACUAAGCCGGAGCCCAAAACGCUCUGAUGCACACCAACACACCUUUAUUUUUGUUUAAAACAAAAAGCAGCAUGAUUUGAUGUCAUUAUAUUUUAAAUGUUAUUUUAUACGACACAAAUGUAUCUGCUUAGGUAGAAUCUAUCUGUACUGAUAUGAAAUGUAAGUUGUUGUAUGUUUCUUUUGAUGUACGUUUUUAAAGAAUAACUUUCCCCCAGAUACUACAGUGUGUAUGACUCCGGAGACAGGCAGCCUUUAUUAGAUGCCUACCAUGAUGGAGCAACCUUCUCCUUGAGCAUGCCCUUCACCAUGCAGAACCCCUCCAGGUACCCCUCGGCUAGUUAUUAAUGUUACCUGUCUCCAGCAGCAUGCAUAAACGGCGUAAAAUAAACAGUAAUUCAGUAUCACCUAUUUGUCACCUGUUUCUAAGGUAGUCAGUCAGUCACUGUCUCCCUUUGUCUCUAGGUGCAGUCUUGGAGAUUACCAUAAAGACAGUCGCAACCUGAAAAAGCUCAAAGAUCCCAGUGAGUCUCCCACUUCUGAUUUGCUACUUGAGUUUUCAGAAGUGAUGGUUGAUGUCAUCUCUUACAAAUGUAGUGUCUGAAUAAGGGUAAGGGUAGGUAACAACACAUCUGCCACGCUGAUCAUCAACACGGGGGCCCCUCAGGGGUGCGUGCUCAGCCCCUUCCUGUACUCCCUGUUCACCCAUGACUGCAUGGCCAGGCACGACUCCAACACCAUCAUUAAGUUUGCAGACGACACAACAACGACAACGAUGAGACAGCCUAUAGGGAGGAGGUCAGAGACCUGCCGUGUGGUGCCAGGGUAACAACCUCUCCCUCAACAUGAUCAAGACAAAGGAGAUGAUUGUGGACUACAGGAAAAAGAGGACCAAGCACACCCCCAUUCUCAUCGACGGGGCUGUAGUGGAGCAGGUUGAGAGCUUUAAGUUCCUUGGUGUCCACAUCACCAACAAACUAUCAUGGUCAAAACACACCAAGACAGUCAUGAAGAGGGCAUGACAAAGCCUAUUCCCCCUCAGGAGACUGAAAAGAUUUGGCAUGGGUCCUCAGAUCCUCAAAAAGUUCUACAGCUGCACCAUCGAGAGCAUCCUGACUGGUUGCAUCACUGCCUCGUAUGGCAACUGCUUGGCCUCCGACCGCAAGGCACUACAGAGGGUAGUGCGUACGGCCCAGUACGUCACUGGGGCCAAGCUUCCUGACAUUCAGGAACUCUUACCAGGCGGUGUCAGAGGAAGGCCCUAAAUAUUGUCAAAGACUCCAGCCACCCUCGUCAUAGACUGUUCUCUCUGCUACCGCACGGCAAGCGGUACCGGAGCACCAAGUCUAGGUUCAAAAGGCUUCUUAACAGCUUCUACCCCCAAGCCAUACGACUCCUGAACAGCUAAUCAAAUGGCUACCAGGACUAUUUGAUUUGAAUAAAGGAAACCUGUUGGUAGUGAACGUCACCAUGAUUGUGUUCACUCAUGUACACAAGAAGUAAAAUGAGUUUAAUACCUUUACUCUUUCAGCCACACGGUUCCGCUUGCUGAAGCACACCCGUCUGAAUGUGGUGGCUUUCCUGAGCGAACUGCCCAAAACGCAACAUGACACUGCAUCUCUAAUUGUGGACGUCAACACCUUCACCGUGAGUAGAAUACUCUUAUAACCAUCAACUCAUAUUCAAAGGCCAUGACCAUCAUUGAUCUCAUAGCUUCAAUCUCCUGUCUCUCUCCUACUCCUGUAGAACACGUUACUGUCGUUCACGGUCACUGGAGUGUUCAAAGAAGGUAUGUUUGUUCAACUUUUCUGACUUGGCUAACAUAUAUUGUUUCCCUAUUUUUGUUGUAUUUUUUCCCACAUUUUCAUUCCCCAAAAAGUCAUGAACCAUGUAUGUUUCUUUCUCCUUCUGUCACGACAGUUGAAGGUAAAUCCCGCGACUCUGUGAGAGCUUUCUGUCGGGUGUUUGUCACAGUGCCAGCUGGAGGGACAAGGUAGGCCCUAGAGCUAGCCUUUAUAUAUAGACAAAACUCAGCUGGAUAUGUACUUGGAUGUCUUGAUCGCAACAAAAAUGUUGAUACUAAUGGGAAAAUAAUUUCCUCAUCUUGUAUUCCUCAUGUUUCGACAGUCUUUGCAUAGUGAACGACGAGCUGUUUGUGCGCAAUGCCACGACUGAGGAGAUCCGCCGGGCCUUUGUUGCGCCCGCCCCCACCCCAUCCAGCAGCCCCGUCCCCACCCUCUCAGCCCCCCAGCAAGAGAUGCUCUCUGCCUUCUCCCUCAAGUCCGGCAUGAACCUUGAAUGGUCCCAGAAGUAAGUGGGAAACAGUUACUUUGCAUUAGAUUUUAAGUUGGCUCAAGUAGUGACAAACGCUGGCCCCUGUUGUCGCCCCGCUUCGUUUUUUUUGUACAGGGUUUUGUGGGUGGAAUAUAGCAAUAUUGCGUUCAUUUGUUGGUUCUAACCUACUUGAUCAAUGCAUCUCAGGUGCCUACAGGACAAUGAAUGGGAUUUCAACCGAGCAGGGCAGGUCUUCACAGACCUCAAGGUAAAUAAAUGGUCCCCUCAUAUUACUCUGUAAAUGAGACCGUAAACAUUCCUAGAUCCAAAUCUUAAUCCUAGUAAAGUAUCUAAGGGAGCAAUGUGUGUUGCUUUAGUUUGACUGAAUGUCUGUGUGUUUUACCUCAGAUGUUAUGUACCCUUCUAGGCUUCCGAUACUAAAAACAAAACUUCUGCUCUGUUUCUCCUCAGGCUCAUGGAAAGAUCCCAGAUGUCGCUUUCAUAAAGUGAACAGGAAUGGUUGUGAAGCUUUUUAAUUAUUGUCAUUGGUCUUAUUUCCGUUCAUUCUUAUGCAGUUUCCCUCCUGGAUUACAAGAUAACACCGGGAUAUACUUCAUUAUUUGUGUACUUAUAAUUAAAAGUGAUUUAACGUAUUCAAA
Coregonus sp. 'balchen' is the source of this 17897-nucleotide messenger RNA. Lineage: Eukaryota; Metazoa; Chordata; Actinopteri; Salmoniformes; Salmonidae. The record is from the annotation of a GenBank genome assembly.